ACAAAAAAAACAACACAAAUAGCCGCUCGGCCCAGCUGGCCACUUACAGAAGAAAUGAUGUCAUCAGCCUGCAGAUGAGCAUCAGAGACAUCACUGACUGAUGGCCUACCUUGUUUGAUGGUUCCCAAGUGACUUAAUUUUUUUGUAGCACAAUUGUCAACAUAGACAUUACAGACAGAAUAUAUCUGAAGAUGUCAGUUUUACAUUCUUUUCAAAGCUUUGUAAAACUGACAUCCAUCCUGUUGAUCUCUAUUUGGAGCAUAUUUACUUGUUUGAAAUUGAAAUAGCUUUAAUGGUGAGUUUUCUUUCUUUUUUCUCUUGUUUAUUGCAUGUCAGCGCAGAGCUUCAGAGGAUCACCACACUGAAUCUGGAGCCAAAAUUCAUGUCAAAGUUGGACUUCUCCUCCCCCAAACUGCAGUCCCUGUUCCAAGUAAAGAAAGGUGCUGCAGGAGAACGGCAUCGGGCUCGAAUGAGUGUACUACUUCAGAAUGGAAUCCCCAUUCAGCGAACACAAGAGAUCAUCAUCCAGUGUCUUAUUGAUCAUCUGGGAGAAGAUGCAUGUGCCUUGAUCAAGGAGUUUGAGGUGGUUGCUGAUGCUCCUGACGGUUUAGAAAAGGAGUUGACAGAGGAGGUCAUGAAGAUUUACUUGGUGCGGAACCAGGGACAAUCAGGUGAUGCACCUACUGAUGUAGGGAUUGUAAUUGAGGGCAUCAUUGUCCUUCACAGUCUUGGGGAUCUCAGCAGAGCCUGCUGUUAUCUGUUGGGACUGACCUAUGCUUUGGAUCCAAGAUACCCCCAGAAUCUUAAAUACAGUUUUGAGGUAUUCCAAAAAGUGCUACUGGAGCUGGAUCCUGGAAACCUUUCAACCAAGGUUCAAAGACUGAAAAAUUACCUGUGUACUUAGUUAACUACUGUUCAAUGAGAUGCUCUCACUAAUCUGGAUUUUGUCCAUUUUCAAGGUGUGCAUGUCUUAAAGUUUUAGUGAAAUACUGUGUUAAUCCUAAGAUGACAUGUAGGAAAAGUGUAGUGACGGCAAACAGUGAAAACUCAUUUAAACUUAUAGGUUGUCUUACUUGUAAGCAUCAAACAUUUUCAAACUGUCAGUGGUUUCCUGAUGGACAGGAGAAACUAGGUGCUAGUUAUUGUUAUUGGUCCCUUGAUUUUGCUUUAUGAUCUUACAUUUGCCAUUUUAUUUAAUAACUACUUGAUUUGAGAAAGGGUGAGAAGGACAGGACAUUGAUUUACUCAGUACUUGACAAAAAGAUGUUUUUUUCACUCCAAGUGAUCUGUUCCAAAACUUGCAUCAGAAUGUAGAAAUGUGCUCUUUGGUGUUUUAACAUGAUGGUAUAGGCCUGCCCAGUCAGCGCCACGGGGCAAUAACUGGCAGUUAGCAAUAGAGGUAGUUAUUAUUGAUGUUAAGUGUCACUUCAUGUAUUCUAGCCAUGUGCAGAGCUAAGUUCAGCCUGUUGCUCUUGAAUCAAAAGCAUUUUUUUUACCUGCACUUUGGCAACAGUAAGUGAGUGUUUUAUCCAUGUUUUAGAUGCCGCUGGCUAGCAUUAGUUUUCAGUGCACUGUUUUCAUACUGUGGAUAUUGUUACAUAUGUGAUUUGGAAAGCAAACCAGGUUGACUAUAGAUGCUAUUUCAUGUGUUACAGUAGUCAGUUCUGAACAAAUAAAGAUUUACAGCGGUUUUACUGUUAAACAUGUGUGUGAUUGUUUUAUGUAUAUUAUUUGGUGUCAUUUAACUAAAGAGUAAAUACAGCUAAAUAGCUAAUAUAGUAUAUAUUAAAUACAUAAAUUCACUUAAGACAUUUAGUAUAUGGAUGACAUUGGUUUUGUGGAAUAAAAGCCUAAUUUUCAGUCAUAUCUACUGAGCAUUCCAAUUGUAUUGACUCAGUCUUUUCAGUGGUUUUGACUUAGGGUUGCUGUUACAUUAACUUAGGCUUUUAAUUUAUCUACUUAAUUUUUUAUGUAAUGCUACUAAAUGUAGUUGUAUGGAGCUACUUGAAUUUUUAAUCACAUUUACUCAGAUUCCUAAAUUAUAUGUAAUCAAUUUCGGUGUGGAGUGGAUUACAAACAUGAUUUGUUUGUAAUCAC
Acanthochromis polyacanthus (spiny chromis) is the source of this 2097-nucleotide messenger RNA. RefSeq lists its product as uncharacterized. The transcript is spliced from 3 exons. The record is from RefSeq and is a predicted model, not a curated record. NCBI's taxonomy places the organism in Eukaryota, Metazoa, Chordata, Actinopteri, Pomacentridae. Bases 293 to 904 code for a protein of 203 amino acids.